Messenger RNA from Psammomys obesus (fat sand rat), 954 nucleotides. RefSeq names its product olfactory receptor 51E1. Lineage: Eukaryota; Metazoa; Chordata; Mammalia; Rodentia; Muridae. Gene Ontology annotation, molecular function: G protein-coupled receptor activity; olfactory receptor activity. The record is from RefSeq and is a predicted model, not a curated record. The coding region runs from base 1 to 954 and encodes 317 amino acids. The transcript has a single exon. Gene Ontology annotation, biological process: G protein-coupled receptor signaling pathway. Gene Ontology annotation, cellular component: membrane.
AUGGUGGGCGUCAACAGCAGUGACUCCAGCGCCACGUACUUCAUCUUAAUAGGCCUCCCAGGACUAGAAGAGGCUCAGUUUUGGUUGGCUUUCCCAUUGUGCUCCCUCUACCUUAUCGCUGUGCUAGGCAACUUGACAAUCAUCUACAUUGUGAGGACAGAGCACAGCCUACAUGAACCGAUGUAUAUCUUUCUUUGUAUGCUCUCUGGCCUGGACAUCCUUAUUUCCACCUCAUCCAUGCCAAAAAUGAUGGCCAUUUUUUGGUUCAAUUCCACUACCAUCCAGUUUGAUGCUUGUCUGGUACAGAUGUUUGCCAUCCAUUCCCUGUCUGGCAUGGAGUCCACAGUGCUGUUGGCCAUGGCCUUUGAUCGCUAUGUGGCCAUUUGUCAUCCUCUACGCCAUGCCACUGUGCUCACAUUGCCUCGAGUUGCCAAGAUUGGUAUGGCUGCUGUGGUCAGGGGUGCUGCGCUGAUGGCACCCUUACCUGUCUUCAUCAAAAGGUUGCCUUUCUGUGAUUCCAAUAUCCUUUCUCAUUCCUACUGCCUACACCAAGAUGUGAUGAAGCUGGCAUGUGCUGACAUCCGUGUCAAUGUCAUUUACGGACUCAUUGUCAUCAUCUCCGCCAUUGGCUUGGACUCACUUCUCAUCUCCUUCUCAUAUUUGCUCAUCCUUAAGACUGUGUUGGGCUUGACACGUGAGGCUCAGGCAAAAGCUUUUGGCACGUGUGUGUCUCACGUGUGUGCUGUCUUCAUAUUCUAUGUGCCUUUCAUUGGAUUGUCAAUGGUGCACCGUUUCAGCAAGAGGCGUGACUCUCUGCUGCCUGUCAUUAUGGCCAACACAUAUCUGCUGGUUCCUCCUGUGCUCAACCCCAUUGUCUAUGGAGUAAAGACAAAGGAGAUCCGGCAGCGCAUCCUGCGUCUUUUUCUUACGAUCACACACACUUCAGAUCACUAA